CGUGCUCGUGGGCGCGGGGCACCUGAUCAAGAUCAGUUGUGUGGGGUCGUGUAGAUCACUCUACGCCGGUGACUACUACACUAGCGACACCCAGUACAGUCCCCUACCCAUACGCUGGAUGAGCUGGGAGGCUCUGUUCCUGGGUCACUUCAGUAGCCGGAGCGACGUGUGGUCCUUCGGGGUGACGCUGUGGGAGAUGCUGACCCUGGGCCGCCAGCAGCCCUACGAGCGCCUGUCUGACGAAGGCGUUAUCGAGAACCUUGCUCAUUUCUACCACGACGACGGCGCGGAGAUGUUCCCUAGCCAGCCUGCCUUGUGCCCUAAGGAGAUCUACGACCUGAUGCAGGAGUGCUGGAGACGGAACGAGGGCGACCGACCCAACUUCCGGGACAUCCACGUGUUCCUCCAGCGCAAGAACCACGGCUACACCCCCGAGGCGUGAAGGAUGAGGUGGAUGACUCUGUACGGCAAGGAUAACGAAGUGAUUGUCACCAGAAUCGGAUAAAGACCAGAGAGAGAGAUAAAAAAAAGAGUUUUACGAGAGCUUAUGUGUGUAUGUGGUGGUGGUGGUGGUGGUGGAAAGACCUAUAAUGAGGAUAUCGAUUUUUCCAACUGGGAAUAGCGGCGAAAUAAAACUGUUGGGUGAGGGGGGGAAUUUAUGAAACGUUUGUGGAUGCUACGGGUGUUCGUGUGGUCCCGCCCAAACAGACAACAGAGGGGAUACUAUGGACUUCAAUACUUCCUUGAGUAGACCCAUUUUUUAAUUCUGGGUUAUGGAAAUGACUGGAGAUGAGUAUGGGAUUCGAAAUAGCGUUCUGUAAUCGCUUGAAAGUGCUGACAAAAUCUGGAUACAGUAGUGUAUGAGACCUAUUUUUAUGUGAUGAAUGUUUUUUUUCAAUUGCACUGAGGAACGGCUGAAGCCAUUUCGACAUCAGUUGCAGUACCACUGGUGAAAUAUAUAUAUAUAUAUAUAUGUUCCAGUACAAUAGGUUUACAAGCAACAGUGCCACUGAGAUAAUAAGAAAUAUCAGGUAUAAGUAUCGGAUAUCAGGUGUAGUAACAUUAUAGUGAUGAUAAUGAUUGUAGAAGAAAUGGUUAUUAGCUUCUUGUUGCUGAGAAUGACGCGGUGGAGCCCCUCAAAUGGUGUCACUGUUACUGCACCGUACCUGGCCGUGACAAGGCAGUUUCACUGACCAAACAGUGCCCUCGAUGCAGGAGGACCAGUGCCACAGUACCAGUGGAAGGGCAAUCAUAGUGACAAUACAGAAUCAAUGACAUGACACUACAAGUAACGUGACAGUACUAUUAACAUAACAAAACAAAUAACAUGACAAUACAAGUAUUAUAGAACUAGUAACAAAGACUAAUGACAACAAUUAAUCAGUCUCAGCAAUAGAGGCAGCGCUUGAGAUGGAAAACAAAUCAAAAUAGUGCUAAUACGACCCCCUGUACUAAGAAGCUCCAGAAUAGUGUAACUCGCUCAGGAACAGUGUGUUUUGUGCCCCCCCCCCUCUCCUGCCAUCCACCAUACUCCACCAUACUUUCGCCAUACAGUAGGCCGUGUGCUCUACUCCACCUCCCACCCCAUAGUGUGAGGAAAUAGUGUGUGUAUAUAUUUAUACACACAACACACACACACACACACACGGAGCUCUGAGGUCAUCCGCCGAAAUCCAAAAAUGAUAUAUGACAACUGAUGGAAAUUAUGAGACCAAUAACCAAAAAAUAUAUAUGUCAAAUUAAUUGUUAAAAAAAAAACAGCACGAAUCAAAGAAACGUUUUUAUCAUUAUAUAGAUUGUGCACCCGCUGGCCGCCACCAGGGAUGUGUACCACCACAUCCCUGGUGUAGUGAUGAUGUGUACUCAUCUUGUGGUGGCCAGCACAAGAUGAGAAUGAGGAUGUUGAUGAAUGAUGUUAAAAACCAUUAUAAAUUUUUGUCGCCAAUGCCUUUCCUCUCUCUCCCAGUGAGAGUGUUUGAGGUGUUCUCUGUUUACUGUGUGUGGCCAGACUCGAUACUUUCCUAUACCUGCCAAAAAUAACCCCCUAAAAAAAUACUUGAAGGAUCAUUUGUUUUUGUUAGUGUUGUGAUGGUGUAUAUUAUGUAUGCGUGUAUGACGACGUGGGUCUUACAUCUCUCUGAUGAUAAUUAAGUGGGCUUCUUUAGUGUCUUACCGAUUAGCCGAUAAACAUUGGUCGAAAAGCGCCCAAAAUUAAGGAAGGAAUUCAAUUGAAAAGGGAACAAGUUUUGGCGUAAUUCUCUCUCUUUUCUCUGUUGUGUGUCUGGUGUUUGGGCAGCUCGCCCACAGAGAGAGGGACGCCCACAGAGAGAGGGACGCCCACAGAGAGAGGGACGCCCACAGAGAGAGAGACGCCCACAGAGAGAGAGAGACGCCCACAGAGAGAGGGACGCCCACAGAGAGAGGGACGCCCACAGAGAGAGGGACGCCCACAGAGAGAGGGACGCUAGUGUCCGGUGUUUGGACACCACACUCCCGGACAGAGGGGCCCACACAACCAGCUGGACCCACUGAUGGAUGUGUUCCAAAGAGAUGUUCCUUAACAACACCUUCUUGCCUGCACCGUUGGGGGGUAUACUCCCCGACGCAGGAGGUCGUGGAUGGGGGGCGGCCCCUCGACGUUGGAGGCGAAGGGAAGUCUGGCGCCUCGGAGAACACACACAUACCCAGGUUACGAAGGGCAUUUGCAGGUUACGGGUUAUUCAUGCCCGUGCCACCUCUUGGCUGGCUUAAUCUUCAUCAAUCAAUCAACAUUGCAGGGUAUAGCGCAAGUCUCGCGUCCAUAAUCACGCGCCGUUGUGAGGUAGGACGAAUCGCUUCUCACCCGACUUUGCUAUAUAUUUAAAAAAUUAAAAAAGAUAUUUAUUUUCUACAGUUUCUUCCAUCAGUUUUACCCUUCUCCCCAAAACCUUAUACAUAUAUAUAUACUUUCCACCAUUGUGUAAAAAAAAUAUAUAUUUAACCAUCACAUUUUGUGGUUAUGAGAACUGGAAAGAAUUACCUCAACGCUUUAGUUUAUUAGCAAGAGCUAACGACGUCGAAGGUUCAAUCAGGUGGGUGAUCCUCGGGCUGCUUCCACCUCACUGGGGAAGAAUAUUUAGGCGUAAAUAUUUCGUAUAAUCGGGCUCACCAUAGCCCGUGCUACAUGGACACUUCGUUCUGAGUAGCUAAUUCUAAAACGAAACGAAACAUAUAAUCAUUGUCGUUUGGGUUUUAUAAAUAUUGUGAGAGAUACCUUCUGUUUUUUCUUUUUUUUAGUUUGUGGUUGAUUAUUACACAUGUGUGUGGUUGAUUGAGGAUUUUGGCCCGUGUUGACCUUUGCACAUGUGGACUGGAGAACUGUGUUGAUCUGUGCACAUGUGGACUGGAGAACUGUGUUGAUCUGUGCACAUGUGGACUGGGGAACUGUGUUGACCUGUGCACAUGUGGACUGGGGAACUGUGUUGAUCGGUGCACAUUUGGGCUGAAGAACUGUGUUGAUCUGUGCACAUGUGGACUGGGGAACUGUGUUGAUCUGUGCACAUGUGGACUGGGGAACUGUGUUGCCUGUGCACAUGUGGACUUGGGAACUGUGUUGACCUGUGCACAUGUGGACUGGGGAACUGUGUUGACCUGUGCACAUGUGGACUGGAAACUGUGUUGACCUGUGCACAUGUGGACUGGGGAACUGUGUUGCCUGUGCACAUGUGGACUGGAGAACUGUGUUGAUCUGUGCACAUGUGGACUGGAGAACUGUGUUGAUCUGUGCUCAUGUGGACUGGGGAACUGUGGUGAUCUGUGCACAUGUGGACUGGGGAACUGUGUUGACCUGUGCACAUGUGGACUGGGGAACUGUGUUGACCUGUGCACAUGUGGACUGGAGAACUGUGUUGACCUGUGCACAUGUGGACUGGAGAACUGUGUUGAUCUGUGCACAUGUGGACUGGAGAACUGUGUUGAUCUGUGCUCAUGUGGACUGGGGAACUGUGGUGACCUGUGCACAUGAGGACUGGAGAACUGUGUUGACCUGUGCACAUGUGGACUGGGGAACUGUGUUGACCUGUGCACAUGUGGACUGGGGAACUGUGUUGACCUGUGCACAUGUGGACUGGAGAACUGUGUUGACCUGUGCACAUGUGGACUGGAGAACUGUGUUGAUCUGUGCACAUGUGGACUGGAGAACUGUGUUGAUCUGUGCUCAUGUGGACUGGGGAACUGUGUUGACCUGUGCACAUGUGGACUGGGGAACUGUGUUGACCUGUGCACAUGUGGACUGGAGAACUGUGUUGACCUGUGCACAUGUGUACGGGAGAAGUGAGUUAUCAUAAUUAUAUGAACAAGACCCUUCCAAUUACAGGUAAUAGGGGAAUCUAUAAUUAGUUCUUUUCUUUCGUUCCAUUUUGUACUAAGUUUACUUAUAACGUGGUUCACUGAUAAUGAGAUUUGUUAUAGUCUUACGUCUGGCAGGGAAGAUACAAACAAUUGCCGUUCGAGAUGCACUCAACUGUACUACCAGAAAGUUUAAUAGCUCAAUUUUGACCUCUGGUUUCCACUGGAGAACCCAGGGUCGUAACAGAGUCUCAUAACAAGAAUCUACAUUACCAGGGGUUCAACCGUAAACGAUUUACGUUAAUAAGGUUCAGCUAUAAUUAGCGUUCGCCAUUAACACCAAGUCACCUGUAAUUGUGUUCAGUGUUAGCAGACUUCACCUGUAAUGCAGAUAACGUAUCUGAGCAUCUAAGAUCUCAAAUUUCAACUCCAAAGUCACACAGAAUCAAAAUAAAAAACAAACAUUUCUCCACAAUUCAUUUAUGAAACAAAUCAA
Procambarus clarkii (red swamp crayfish) is the source of this 4822-nucleotide messenger RNA. The record is from RefSeq and is a predicted model, not a curated record. NCBI's taxonomy places the organism in Eukaryota, Metazoa, Arthropoda, Malacostraca, Decapoda, Cambaridae.